Molecule: messenger RNA, 1147 nt
Organism: Medicago truncatula (barrel medic)
Lineage: Eukaryota; Viridiplantae; Streptophyta; Magnoliopsida; Fabales; Fabaceae
Product: protein STRICTOSIDINE SYNTHASE-LIKE 12
Exons: 3
Coding region: 59-1039 (326 amino acids)
Cellular component (GO): endomembrane system
Molecular function (GO): hydrolase activity
Source: RefSeq, a predicted model, not a curated record
UAGAAUUCGCACCUUACAUAAAAAAUAAAAUUAACUUGUUAUUGGCAGUAAUAAUACCAUGUCGAAGUCGAUGGUUGUCACUGUUAUUCUUCUUGCUAUCUUUCUACUGUGUUCUCCAUCAUCGGUAGCCAUAUUACUGAACAAGCUUCAGCUGCCACCACCAGUGAUAGGACCUGAGGCACUUGCAUUUGAUAGAAACGGUGGAGGACCUUAUGUUACUUCUUCUGAUGGAAGAAUUUUUAAAUAUGUUGGUCCAAGUGAAGGUUUCAAGGAAUAUGCUUACACUUCUCCCAAUAGGAACAGGACAAUCUGUGAUGGAUUUUCCGACUUCUCAAAUAUCCAAGCAAUAUGUGGAAGGCCAUUAGGAUUGGGUUUCAAUCAUCAAACAGGAGAUUUGUAUGCAGCCGAUGGUUAUUACGGGCUUGUAAAGGUUGGCCCCAAUGGAGGGAAAGCAACCCAAUUAGUUGGACCUGCACAAUCUAACUCUACUGUGUUUGCUAAUGGUUUGGAUGUAGACUCAAACACUGGAAUCGUUUAUUUUACCAUAGCUAGCACUAAAUUCCAGCCCAAAGAUUUCCCGACAGCGCUGCUAACCGGUGGCAUUGGAGAUAAUUCAGGAAGCCUAUUGAGUUAUGAUCCAAGCAACAACCAGACAACAGUGUUUCUGAGAAAUCUUACAUUUGCAUCUGGGGUGGCAGUAAGCGGAGAUGGCUCAUUUGUACUUGUUAGUGAAUAUUUUGCAAACAGAAUUCGGAGAGUGUGGUUGAAAGGACCAAAAGCAAAUUCGUCAGAUUUAUUCAUGUUACUUGCUGGAAGACCAGAUAACAUAAAGAGGAAUUCAAGAGGCCAAUUUUGGAUUGCAGUUAAUACUGUUACUUUGUCUUCGGGCGUUAGAGUGACCGAGAAUGGUAUAGUUUUACAGAUUGUGUCUCUUGUUGAGGAGUAUGGUCUUGAAGCGGCUAGUGAGGUUCAAGAGUACAAUGGAACACUCUAUGGUGGCUCCCUGCUUGCUUCUUAUGCAAUCAUUUUUACUCCCUAGAGUUUUUUACUUGUUGCCAUCUUUGUAUGGCUAUAAAAUAAAAUUACCUAAGGACUAAAUAAAGAAAAUUACCUAAGGACAAAAUAAAGAAAAUUACCUAAGGACUAA